This is a messenger RNA of Ctenocephalides felis (cat flea), 411 nucleotides long. RefSeq lists its product as uncharacterized. The record is from RefSeq and is a predicted model, not a curated record. The transcript has a single exon. Bases 1 to 411 code for a protein of 136 amino acids. Lineage: Eukaryota; Metazoa; Arthropoda; Insecta; Siphonaptera; Pulicidae.
AUGUGGAAGGAAUGGGUGAUGAGGGAAGAGCAUAUGAAUGAAAUGAUGUGGAAGGAAUGGGUGAUGAGGGAAGAGCAUAUGAAUGAAAUGAUGUGGAAGGAAUGGGUGACGAUGGAAGAACAUAUGAAUGAAAUGAUGUGGAAGGAAUGGGUGACGAGGGAAGAGCAUAUGACUGACAUGAUGUGGAAGGAAUGGGUGACGAUGGAAGAACAUAUGAAUAAAAUGAUGUGGAAGGAAUGGGUGACGAGGAAAGAGCAUAUGACUGACAUGAUGUGGAAGGAAUGGGUGACGAUGGAAGAGCAUAUGAAUGAAAUGAUGUGGAAGGAAUGGGUGACGAUGGAAGAGCAUAUGAAUGAAAUGAUGUCGAAGGAAUGGAUGACGAGGGAAGAGCGUAUGAAUGAAAUGAUGUAG